AUGCCAGCCGCCGAUGAGGUGCCUUCUGAGAAGAAGCACACCAGCUCCUCAUACCGAGAUGAACUUGCACACUACAAAGCCCAAUAUGAGCAGUUAGAGUCGGAGCUUGCGGACUUUCAACUCUCCAGCCGGGAACUGGAGGCGGAGUUGGAGAAGGACAUUGAAGCUUCAGAGAAGCGUGAGCGCCAGCUGAAAGAGAAAGUGGAUACCCAGCGGUACGAAGUGGAAGAGUGGAAGACCAAGUACAAGCAAUCUAAAGCCGAAGCCAACGCCGUCCAAAACAAUCUGCAGAAGGAGAUCACUGCUCUCCGCGAUACAAACCGUUCUCUGCAGCUGAAGCUACGCGACAUUGAGGUCGCCAAUGAUGACUAUGAGCGACAAGCCCGAAAUACCACCUCGUCCCUGGAGGACUUGGAAUCCAAGUACAACAUGGCUAUUGAGCGCGGAGUGCUGUUAGAGGAGGAGAUGAGGAAUGGUGACCAGGAGCGUGAGAGUCUCCGGAUCGAUAAUCAGCGCCUGCGAGACGAACUGUCCGAUCUGAAGGUUGAGGCCGAGAUUGUCCAAGAGAGACUACGACACGCCGAGGGACAUGGGUACCGUCGUCGCAAACCGACUCCCCUGUACCGCAGCCCAUCAACCCCGCAGACAUUUGAAAUUUUCGACCGAUCGCCUAACACCGCCACAUCUUCACCCGUGUUUGCGACACCACCAGCCAAGUCAUCAUUGGCAUCUUCCACAGCGACUCCUCCGUCGCCUCCUAUCUCCGAGGCCUCGACCAACUUCCGCAAAUCAGUCAAUGCCACUCCUACCUUCCCUCGGACGAGAGUCGCAGGUGCCGAUGCUGUCAACUCCCGAACCCUGCAUCAGGCGAGAACUCAGCCUCGCCCGACCCAUUCACGAGCCUCGUCCCUCGCCUUUAGCACUGCGAGUCGCUCCACUCCGUCCGUCACUUCUCGUCCCAGUCUGACCAGGAUGAAUGCCCCGCGGCCAUCGGGACUACCAAAAUCCGGGUCCUUGUACCAGAUUCGGGGUCUAAUCGGCAAGAUGCAGAAGCUCGAAGAGCGAGUCCAAUCCGCCAAGUCGUUACUCCCCGCCCCUUCUGAUACUUCAUCCCGAGGCUCUCCUCGUUCCGGCUCUGUCGUUGGGGACAGCCCGGUUCCAUCGACCGUCACCGUACGGAGAAGCUCUUCUAAACGCCUUAGUGGCAGCAGUUUUAGCUCCUCAGUACGAGACAGCGAAGCCCAGCAGAAUCGGCAGUCGUAUGGUGCACGGACCGGGGAUAGUCGACCUAGUAGCCGGACUAGCUUUUCGAGCCGCAGUUCCUUCAGCCAGAGCGUCCACUCGGGCGUCCCCAUUCGCCCCGAAAGUCGACAAAGCCGUCCGGGUGCCAAAACCCCACUUGGCCAUUACUCUACCAACCCGACCACUGAAAGCCGACGCCCCCGCUCCUCUCUGAGCAACCAUAAUGGGCAAACCCCUUCGGUGGGCAGUAUGUCCAAUAUUGAUGAGGAUCAAGACAUAGACAUCGUGAGCCCGACAACGCCGACCUCCCGGAUUCCACUAGAUUUCCGACGGCCAUCGAUCUCGGCCACCCCGGGAUUGAAGAAGCGCAGCACUAGUGGCGUUUCAGCCAUCCCCACUCCCCGAAGCUUUAAGAGUAGCAUCGGCCCGGGAGCGAUUCCGCCAGUGAUCCCGCCAGUACCUGACCGGAAGCAGGCAAAUGGGCUUGGUGAAACGUUUUAG
Messenger RNA from Penicillium odoratum, 1743 nucleotides. It is a transcript of the gene nde1, whose product is annotated as nuclear distribution protein NudE. Gene Ontology annotation, molecular function: microtubule binding. Gene Ontology annotation, cellular component: kinetochore; centrosome; kinesin complex. NCBI's taxonomy places the organism in Eukaryota, Fungi, Ascomycota, Eurotiomycetes, Eurotiales, Aspergillaceae. The record is from RefSeq and is a predicted model, not a curated record. Gene Ontology annotation, biological process: chromosome segregation; cell migration; establishment of mitotic spindle orientation. The coding region runs from base 1 to 1743 and encodes 580 amino acids. The transcript is spliced from 2 exons.